AGAGAGAGGAGGCGGCGCCCUGCGCCUUCUGGAUCGAGCCACGGCUCAACUGGGAGGCCAAGCGGGCGGAGCCGCGGCCCUGGAGGCCCCGGACCCCAGGAGGCUCAGUCCCUUGGGCCGGCUCCGCUCCGCCUCACACCCCGGCCGGACCGGGCCUCGGCUAAGGAUGUGAAACGGAUAUAAAUAUAAAAAAAUCGUCCCUUUGCACACUCCAUCAUUGUCUGCUAGAAUGUUUCUAAUGAAUGCCCCUCCUGUGAUUGCUCUACAGUCAAAAUGGGAGUCAUUUGGACAGUCAGGGAGUUUUAGAUUUCCUGUGUGUUUCUCAGAAUCUGAAGAGGAUAUUGCUAGAGCAUCUGUAAGUGCAAAAGUUCAAAUGAUCAUAAACAACCUGCAAAGUGAGGAAGCUUCCUUGGGUAUGAACAAUGAGUACAUUAUGCAGAAAAAUCAAAGGGGAGGUAAAUACAGAGGAGCCAGAAUUGCAGCUGCUAAUACGAUUGUGCUCAAAGAGCACUCUACAUAUGCCAAAAGUGAAUUGUCUACUGAAUAUAACCGCAUGGAAGAAGACUCCUCUGAUUUUGGACCUCUCGUAUUAGAAUCAGAUAGCGAUGAUUCUGUGGACAGAGAGAUAGAGCAAGCAAUACAGGAAUAUCUAAAGGAGAAAAGCAACACUAUUCAGUCAUUACCCAGCAGCAAUGCAACUUGUUUUGGAACAACAGAUGGGAAUAACAGAGUCAAACACGAUCUCCCUCAAAACAAUGUGACCACUCACCUACCUCCUAUGAAAUUUAAAUCUGAUGUGGUAUCAGAAGGUGUCAUUUGCAACCCCAAGGAAAUCCAUGAUAAGCCAAGGGCUAGUUCUCCUCUUAGUGUAAGUAGUGAUGACUCUUUUGAGCAGAGCAUACAAGCUGAAAUAGAACAGUUCCUAAAUGAGAAGAAGCAACAAGAAGUCCAUAAAUAUGGUAUCCCUUUGGAUAAAAGAACAGAGCAAAAAGAGGUCUUGGUGAAAGCAGCAUCUAAAUCCAAUAAAGAAUCUAUUGUGAAAGCAAAUCGCCAAGAUUUAAAGCAGGGAUGUAAGGAGUUAAUCUCCAAGCAGUAUCCAGAAUUGGGGAAGACUAAUGUACAUCCCAAGUACUUCAAACCUAAAAUCAGCACAGAAUCUGAAAACUUUAGUAAUAUAAGGCUGGCGCCUCCUAAACUGGCAGGUGCUUGCCAUCAUUUAGAAACAGCACAAAAUAAAGGUGUAGAGAAAAAGCAUUCCUGGGCAAACAGAAGGGAACAAAGAAUCAAAAGUGCAGCUCUUGUUUAUGAUAUAUCUGAUUCAAGUAGUGAUGAUGGCAUUGAAGAAGCCAUUCAGAUGUACCAAUUGGAGAAAACAAGAAAGGAAGCCAGUUCUACAGCAGAUAAUAACCUAUUGCAAAAAAUACCGCCCAGAGAUGACAAAGUAUCAGACUUUGCCUCAAGUAUUGCAGUUGGUUCUUCAAAAAGUGCCUUGCUUGAAAGCCACAAAAAAACAUUGAAUAGCAAGAGGAAACAGACUGCUACAAAGGUUACGGAACUGAGCAAUAUUAGCUGUGAUUCCAACAAACUCUUAAAACCACUGAAAGAAACCAAAGUUUCUACACCUCCUAUGAAUACAAUUGCCAAAUGUGAGUUUACAGUACAGCCCUCAUUCCAGGCUGAAACAUCUGCUGAGUUAAUGUGUGCAGAAGCUAUACUUGACAUUUACAAAACAAUCAUGCCUUCCCAUGUGGAAAGCAAUGACAGAUCACUUUCUACAAACCCUCUCUUCUCUUCCCAAAAUGUGCCUUCCCACCCUGACAGUGAUAGCAGCUUGGUAGAUAGUGAUGACAGCAUUGAACAAGAAAUCCGAACCUUUUUGGCUCUAAAGGCACAAUCAGAACAUUUGCUGGCCAAAUCUGAAAACCUUUCCAAGUCUGGGCAGGGACCACUAUUGCCUGAACACAGAAAUCAGGGCAAUAGCCCCAAAACCCCUCUUUCUAAGACACUGAAGUUAUCACUGUGUUGCAAAAGGAAACUUAAAGGGGAAAGGAAAGUGAUAAAACAACCAACACCGAAGAAAACUAAAGGGUUAGAAAGAGAAUGCCCCCAGGAAACUGAGUAUGGUCAGGUGAAAAUUCAUAUGUUCCAAGAAAAAAAAGAUAUAACCAGGCAAAAUAAAAUCUGUAAAUCUAAAGGCAGGGAGGAUGAGAUGACUUGUCAGUUCCUCUCUUCCAAUUUUGUUGGGCUUAUUGACGAGCACAUUGCCUUAGACUUGAGAAGUAGUUUAUCACAAGUCCAUGGUAAAGUUGCACAGGGGAGAAAUUUGGAAAAAGAGGGACUUGGUUCUGGUGAUAAAAGCAGUUCUUUGGAUAGUGAUGAAGACCUUGACACAGCCAUUAAGGACCUGUUAAAAUCAAAACGUAAAUUAAAGAAAAGAUGCAGGGACCCGAAAAGUCACUGUAAAAAAAAGGUUAAGCUUAGUAGCACAGGAACCCAAUUUUUAGAUAAAUUUAAUAAGCUUCAAAAACACUGGAAAAAUAAGAGUCCUCACUUACUGAAAAGCUGUCUCCCAGGAUCUAAAAGAGACAAUAGGGAGAACACAAUAAAGAAGCCUUUGAACACUUGUAACAAUAGAACAGAAAGAGGGAAACAGGGAAAAAAACAUGAGAAUUUACAGCUGGCAUUCCAAUUAGAGAAAAAAAUAUUCUCAAAACCUCUUUUAGUUUCAGAUGAUAUGGAAAUCAGUGAAAAUCAGAGCUCUGCUUUCAGCACAAUCUCACUCUCUGAUGACAGUAGUUCAGUGGAUAGUGAUGAUAGCAUUGAACAAGAAAUUAGGAAGUUUUUGGCAGAAAAAGCCAAAUAUUCCACGAGCAGUUCAGAAAUUCAGGAAGGUAAUGUAACAACAGCCCUUGGAAUAGGAGGAGUUUCUAAACCAGAGUUUAUUAGUGGAAAAGAGAAGCACCCCUCCAUGGGAUGUCAGCCUGGCUUGUUAUCCAGUCAAAGUCCAAAAAAUAUCAUAGUUUCUCAGAAAGCGGAGGACCUAAAAAUCUCUGAUAAAACUGUAAUACAAAGUGCAAUAAAUAUUUUAAAUGAUGGUAGGAAAAGUGCAUCCUGUCCUGGGAAUAUCUACCUCCAUUCUACUUUGGCUGUAAAAACCAAACAUGAGACAGUGGCACCUAAAAGUUGUGGCAGUUUAUCUGUAAAGGAAGCACCAAUAGAUAAAAAAGAAGUCUGUAUCAAAGACCAAAGUCAAAAAAAUCUUGAACCCACUGAUACAGAAAAUGUCAGUAGGUUGCAAAACUAUCAUAUUACCACUCCAGAAAAAAGUAGCUCUUUUCAGGGAAAGUGUUGCAGCAAAAGUACAUGUGACCAAAAAAUUGUACCUGAAAGUGAGAGAAAUUUGUCUUUACACAACAGGCAGUGUGCUCUGCAGGGUAAUUUUGUGCAUGAAGGAGUGUUCCAGAAUAUUUGUGUGCUUAACACAGAAGGUAGAGAAACAGGCAAGAAAGGGAAUCAUAGGAAGGAAAGAGGGAAAGGAUUAAAGGAACAAACCAAGAGUUCUACAAAUUGUACAAUAGAUCAUCAGCAAAGUUUACAUUUGGCUGGAUUUCAUUCCCUGAUUCCACCUGGAGUAUUUAAUUUUGGAAAGAGUAUGACUCAAGGAAACAAACAAACAAGUCUUUUAGAUUCAAGCCAGGGCGUCCCUUUGCAGGUGCCCCUCUUCACCUCAUUAAAAGAGAACAAAUUGAGCAAAGAUUCAGGAAUAUUUGGAAGUUCAUACUUACUUUUGAAGAAGGAAGGAUCUGACUGGCAAAAUAGAAAGACACAGGCAGAGCUAAGCAUACCUGGAGUAAAGAAAUUCAGUCCAGAAGGGAAAAUACUAGAUUUAAGAAAUAGAAAGGUUGUUGAUAAAGACAUCCUAGAUCAGAAAGUAUUAGAGAAUGAUUCCAGUGAAUUUGAUGAUAUAUCCCUAGAGGAAAACAGAAGUUCAGUGGUAAAGGGAAAGAUCCUAAAUUUGUAAGUACAUUUUCCCAUGGUUUUCAUGAGUCUUUGUAUAAAUUAGUGGAGUGUAGAUAAAGAGCUAGAAUUGCAAAAGAGCUCAAUAGUUUAUUGAGAGCUUGGAAUU
Messenger RNA from Gracilinanus agilis (Agile Gracile Mouse Opossum), 4126 nucleotides. It is a transcript of the gene PPP1R26, whose product is annotated as protein phosphatase 1 regulatory subunit 26. NCBI's taxonomy places the organism in Eukaryota, Metazoa, Chordata, Mammalia, Didelphimorphia, Didelphidae. The coding region runs from base 230 to 4021 and encodes 1263 amino acids. The record is from RefSeq and is a predicted model, not a curated record. The transcript is spliced from 2 exons. Gene Ontology annotation, biological process: negative regulation of phosphatase activity. Gene Ontology annotation, molecular function: protein phosphatase inhibitor activity.